CUGUCUAGCAUCCCUUGCAAUCGCAGUCGACCUGUUGUUAGUGAUAUACGUACACUUCAAUUUAGGGCCUAAAUUUAAAGUAGUCAGAAAAUCUAAGUGCGGUGUAAUUGAAUGCUGACAGAGGGAUAAAGGAAGCUGAAUUUGUGCAGUGCAUUUCUUUGAUUGUUUGGAUACCCCUUUCCACGGAGCGAGAUGCAUUGUUUUAUAUAAUACGGCGUACCAAAUUGGUCGAUUGAGACACUUUUAGAUACCUACCAAAAUGACAGAGGACAAUGGCAACGUAAGUCUUUUGAAGCCCACAUCCAGUAGCGAAGACCUCAGCGAAUAUACGGACGCCGACGAAAGUAUUUCCGCUCCAACGGAGUUUUUAGCUGAGUUCUUGUCGGCAGUCAUGUUAAAGGAUUACGAGACGGCGUUAAAGUAUUGCAAACUUAUUUUACAGUAUGAGCCUAAUAAUGGAACUGCGAAGGAAUUUUACCCACUUAUUAUUGCCAAAUUACAACAAAAUAAGUACAAUGGAAAUCACGAGGACGAGCAUAACAGUGACGGGGAAGAGGAAGAGGAAGACAGCUCGAGCAGUAAUAGCAGUUCCGAGAGUGAUUCGUCAGAAGGAAGUAGUGAGGAACAAGAAGAACAAGAAGUUGAACAAGGGGCCGAUAAACGAUCAAAAGGCUCUUCAGAUGGUACCACCGGCAGUUAUUCAAGCUUAGAGGACGACGAGGCAGAACUUGAUCAGUUAGCCGCACUUGCGGCAAAAUAUCACGUCGAUAAUGCAGAUUUUGGGAAUGGAAACAAGAUCUAUGGAAGUGUAAACUUAAAGCCAAUGUUUGAUUCUAAACGCGGCGAUAACAUCAAAUCUACAAUCGACCACGUACCGUUUGGGACAAGUUCCGAUUCAGAGUCGCCCACAGAACCUGUCACUCAACAAACUAUUGCAAUGUUACGGGCCAAAGUGGUGCCAACCAAACAUUAAAAGAACCGUCUGCCUAGUAUACCGACCUACAACAAUUUUAGUAUUAGUUUUAGACAUUCAAAAUUUUGAAUAUAGACGUGUGUAUAACUUAUUUCAUAAUGCCCAGAUUAUUUCAAAUUGUAAAUAGUUUAUAUGAAUUGAGGCUAAAUGUUAUUAUGCCAUUUGAAUGGACUGAAGGGAGUUUUAGUUACAUUUGUACCUGCGGCCAGAGGAACACUAAUGUCAUUGCCAACAAAAAAGAUUAAUCUGGUUAUCAAUCAUUUCACUCUUAAAGAACGCAAACAAGACCGAUGUUUACGAUCUAGUGGUCAAAGUUAUGAAAGUAAUUGGCAACCUUACCUAACCUACCAAGAAUCAUAAAUAUUUGGCAGUCAAACUACAUUGGAAAUACAAUGAUUCUGAAUCUGCAAAUAAAGAUUUUAUUUAUAAGGGAUGCUCAAAUCAAGAAAAAAAAGGUUGCUCAUUGCGUAGGUACCUACUAACCUUGCCACUAUUACAAUCAUCAUUUUGCGGAAAAAACAAUAUUUUAUUAAUUCAUCUAAACAUGACAAUACAUUGUUUGUUAAUAAUAAAACUAUGCUUCCAUCUCGUUAGCCGCUGAAUAUUAAUAUGUAUUUAUGUGUCUUCUUCAAGGAAAAGGUUUAUAAUUACCUUUUGCGGUACUUCUAUAGUUUCUUCUACAGACAACGUACAUUCUGACUGAAAUAACGAUUAUUUUACUUAUUAAAGUACCUACUAACGCAGGUUCUAAAGUUAGUAAUGCUAAGGACUUAGGUAGUUUUAAACAUAAAGUACCUUUUAAAGUGUCUCAAUGUUGUAGAUUAAAGACAAAUACUUGUUGCAGUUGCAUAACAUACUUAUCAAUACUCCUUGUCUCGUUAUCAUGAUGUAAUAAUGGGAGGCAGUAUGUAUAUUUUUGUAUGUUUUUGUAAGUAGAGUGUAGUCACUUGGUAAUUUACUUGACCAAAAAUCAUUUCUGUAUAAACACUAAUGCCAAAUUUACUUCCAGUUUUGUUCAUAUUUUUGAUGGUAUUGCAAAAUACUGUAGAGAUGAACCUUGGAACUUUUAUCCAAAUGCAGUAGAUUAAUUGUGGAGAAUUUAGUUUUUCGACAUUUUUCACUCGCUUCUGUAAAGUUAAAUUCGCCACAAUUACUGUAGAUUAACGUAAAAUAACUUAAGACUGACUGGAAUAGAUUUAGUAAUAGUUUUUGUCAAUGACAUAUCGCGACACAUGGUACAUGUAAAAGAACCAAAUGAAAAAAAUUGAAACCUAAGCACCAUUGGACAAAUAGGAUUAGAACACAAAUAUACUGAUAUUUGUAAUAGAUUUCAUUUAUUUCCUCUUCUUGAUCGCAAUGUCAGUUGUUUUAAUAGACACUAGGUACUAAUGCAUUACCUACAAUUUCGAAAUAACUUUUUACCCGUGUAAUGUUAAAACCAUUCACAGGUAAGGUGCAAGCAAGGUAAAAACAGUUUAUAAACUUUGUACGAUGCCUACUAUCAUACCGCUCUGAAUACAAUUAACAAGAAAAUAGGUACAAUUUCAUUACAAAUAGGUAACAUGGCUAGAACAAAUACAACAUAAUUUUUUACCAAAUUCAUUACUUUGAAAAUAGGCUUAGUAGACCUAUUUACUGCUAAUUUCGUUAUCACGCUGUAAUAAAUAAUAUUUAGUAGGCGUAGUUAGUACCUGCGAAUUAGAAUUGAAAAUGAAACUUUUAGUGACCUAAACACAAAUGAUAGACGUUUUAGACAUUCAAGAACUGUAAGUAAUAAUUUGAUUUAGUGCUUUACAAUGUCUAUAUUUUGUGUGUUACAUGCAUUUUCAAUUCUCUAAUGACAAUACUCUCAUUUUGAUGCACUAUACAUAUAUUAUGAAAUAUGUAAAUAUAGUAGUAGCUGUGUGUUAAGGAGGUCCUUUUGAGUUUAUAUUCAAGUAUGAAUAACUUAAUCUAUUUUCUUAUAUAUAAUGUUAUUACCGCAAAUUUUACUAAGUGCUAUUACUUAGAAAGUUAUCUAUAUUUAGUUGAAAGUUUCUAAUAUUAUUUUGAUCGAAAAGGUGAUGAUAUGGAAUGGCGAGGCCUUGUAAUCUUGUGUCAUAAUACAAUGUAGACAGUUAUGCAAAAAUAUAGAGCAUAUCAUA
Photinus pyralis (common eastern firefly) is the source of this 3117-nucleotide messenger RNA. Its product is annotated as dentin sialophosphoprotein. The coding region runs from base 260 to 973 and encodes 237 amino acids. Gene Ontology annotation, molecular function: protein binding. NCBI's taxonomy places the organism in Eukaryota, Metazoa, Arthropoda, Insecta, Coleoptera, Lampyridae. The transcript has 7 exons. The record is from RefSeq and is a predicted model, not a curated record.